GUGAGCUUCAAACACACCCGGGCGCGCGCCGCUGGCCUCUUUCACCAUCUCCAGCAGCCUCCCGGUCGCCCGGGGUGGGGGGCUCUCAGGCUGGUUUGGAAGAUCCAGGAAUAGAACCCAGGAGUCCGGCCCCCCGACCCCCUGCAGCUCUGCUGGGGGUGGGUUUUAGUCCCCUCUCGGGAUGGGGUGCGCUCUGUCGGGUUCUGGGAUCGCCCCGGGGAAAACCAGCUCGGAGUCCAAGCGGAGCCCGUCGUCGGAAAACCUAGCGGCGGCGAAAGCGGGCCCGGAGCACGGAGGCGACGGGCUGGGGGCAGGUCCCUUUCCGCUGGCGGACGCGCAGAAGGAGCGGAUCCAGGAGUCCUGGAGGAUCCUGCACGACAAUAUCGCUCGGGUCGGCAUCAUUGUCUUCAUCAGGUUAUUCGAGACCCACCCCGAGUGCAAAGACGUCUUCUUCCUCUUCCGGGACAUCGAGGACCUGGAGCAGCUCAAGAUGAACAAGGAGCUGCGAGCCCAUGGCCUGAGGGUGAUGUCCUUCAUUGAGAAAAGCGUGGCCCGGCUGGACCAAGAGGACAAGCUGGAACAGCUGGCCUUCGAGCUCGGCAGGAGUCACUACAGAUACAACGCCCCUCCCAAGUACUAUGAGUACGUGGGCAUCCAGUUUAUCAGCACCGUGCAGCCCAUCCUCAAGGAGCGCUGGACGCCGGAAGUGGAGGAGGCCUGGCAGAGUCUGUUCAGGUACCUGACGGCCACCAUGAAACGGGGGUACUACGAGGAAGAGGAGAAAUCGGGCAGCAUCAAAUCCCCUGCCUUGAAGAAACCCGGGACUGGAUCCAUCCUGAACAGCAUAUAGGUCCAAGAGCGGGCGGCGUAGCGCUUGGCUUGGCUUGCUGGGAUAUUCCCAUAGGACCUCUCCUUCCCCCUGUCCACAAGGACUGCCCUUGCUUAUUACUUUCACAGACUAUGAUUCCAGCUGAAUCCAGUUGUGAUUCCAGGGCAGAGGCUGGAUUUUUGCUGCUGGUCGGAGGCCCCAUCUGUGUAGCCGGGGUCCCCCCCCAGGGGUCGCUGCAGCAGGUAGAGGCAGUAAACUAUCUCUGAACCCUUUCUACUUUGGGUAUAGGCAGUUCUGGGUGAGCUUCCUGGAAGGGAAAAGGGGCCGAGAACAGGAGUCGGCUUUAGAGACCGGCGUGAGGGCCUUGAUUUCUAUAUAUGGACUGUUAUCCGCCAGGCCCAUCUAGCAGCGCCGGGGAAGGGGUUAAACAUCCCCCGAGUUGGCAGAGCGGCAGUGUUAAAGGUGACUCGCGAAGGGAAAUGAAAUUAGGGUGGGUGCCCUCUCCCCGUUAGGCUUCUUUACAAUGGAUCCAGACACCCUGAGAAAUUAAACUCAGUCCGCCCCAGCUGCCAAAUGGGAAGAACAACCAUUUCUUGCAAGCUGGUAACAGUCUACUACCGCUGCCAGCUCUGGGAGUGACUCUGUUAGCUUGAGUGGUGGAGGCCCGUGCUGAGGUAGAGACAGACAGAGCGGGAGACAAGGAGACAAUCUGGGCAGGUUCAAACCUGGUUGAUGACCCUGUACUGGGUGCCGGUGUAAAACUGAUGCUGGAGAGGGGCAGUGAAAUCACGUGGACCUCAGGGAGAGGGGGCAAUAGAACAGAAGUAACCUUACGCUGUGGUUAAAGCACUGGCGAGGGAUGCAGGAGACCAAGGGGCACUCCCCACCUCUGCUACAGCUUCCCUGUGUGACCUUUGGCAAGUUACUUCAUCUUUCUAGGCCUGGGUCCGUCCCCCCCCCCAGUCUAUACAAUGACUGUGCCUUUGCCCGGUUAGACUGGAAGCUGUUUGGGGCAGGGGCAGUCUCCCAUGGGGCCCUGAUCUCAGUUUGAGAUGACAGCACAGCAAGCUUUGACAGUAGAAACAUUGACCUGGCAAUCUACCCGGCAGGACUCGAUGGAGAACUAGCCCUGGGGCUGGUCUAGGCACAAAAAUUACACCAAUUUAACUAAACCUCCCGCCCCCAAAAUUCAAAGCCAACUUCGUUAAAUGAGUGCAAACCCACCUUAACGAUUAUUUAUUCUUUGUAUUAUGGUAGCACCUACGAGCCCUAGCCAUGGACCACGCCCCCUUUGUGCCAGGUGCUGUACAUUUUUAUUGUUAUUACAUGUAUUACGGUAACACCUUGGCGCCCCAGUCACGGAACAGGCCCCCCACUCUGCCAGGCGCUACCGCUGUCAAGAUUUUUGUGGGCUUGGGGGCAAAGGAGAGUUUUAAGGGGAGCUUAGAAGGCGAACGAUGAAGUGGCUUGAAUUCAAACUGGCUCUGAAUGGUUCCGCGGCAGCGGGGGACUUCCUCUGUGUCAGGCGCUUCCCCCUCCCAUAGGGCCUUGAACAUCCGUAUCUCACAGUCCCUAUGUGAGGGAAGGAAAUGCGGGUAUCCCCCAUUACACAGAUGGGGAAACCGAGGCCCAGAUCCACAGAGGUAUUUAGCUUCCUAACUUUAUUUGAAAUCAGCGGAAGUUAGGCGCCUAAAUACCUUUGAGGGUCGGAGACAUCAGGUCACACAGAGAGCCUGUGACAUUUAAGCUAAGCGGCCAUAAACUAGGUUGAAAUCUGUAUCCAUCCUAAAGAAGUGUUUUCACCGUCAGAUUGACGCUCACGACACAGACACGCCCUUCGGCCCCAUGACACCCCCCCCCCACACACACACACACACUCCAAACGCAGGAAUUAACUCAAGCGCAAAAAGCCAAAUCCCCACCCGGCAGAAUUUUCACCCCAGAAACGGAGAACGCCAUGAAAUCCACUAGGGACGAGGCUAUUGCUCAUUUCACACGGCAGGCCCCCAAAUUCCACAACGAUGGGGAGCACUAGAAAACCGUAAGGCCUGGUCUACACAUAGAGUUUGUCCUGGUAUCACUCUAUGGGUUAGGAAUGUGAUGUUUUUAACCGAUAUAGUUAUACCGGUAUAAACCGUAGUGUGGAUGCAGUUAUACUGGUAUAAAGGGGCCUUAAACCAGUAUUAUUCUCCAUCAUGUAUGGAACUAGCUGUGGGAGUAAAGUGGUCACGACCGUGUUAAUUGGGUUCCCUGGAGCAUAAGAACAUAAGAACGGCCCUACUGGGUCAGACCAAAGGUCCAUCUAGCCCAGUGUCCUGUCUUCCGACAGUGGCCAAUGGCAGGUGCCCCAGAGGGAAUGAACAGAACAGGGAAUCAUCAAGUGAUCCAUCCCUUGUCGCUCAUUCCCAGCUUCUGGCAAACAGAGGCUAGGGACACCAUCCCUGCCCGUCCUGGCUAAUAACCAUUGAUGGACCUAUCCUCCAUGAACUUAUCUAGUUCUUUUUUUAACCCUGUUAUAGUCUUGGCCUUCACAACAUCCUCUGGCGAGGAGUUCCACAAGUUGACUGUGCGUUGUGUGAAGAAAUACUUCCUUUUGUUUGUUUUAAACCUGCUGCCUAUUAAUUAACUUGGAGUAUUGUGGGCUUACCCUCUCUCUGUUUCGCCGUCAUCCCCCCCAACUCUCUUGCGAUGCCAUGAAAUAAAGCAGCAUUCCGCAUUUGCGGGCGGACCUUUGAUUUCUGCCCCUGCUGUCUGAGAGCAACUCUUGUCAGUUUCUCACGGCUGUUUCCAUGGCUGGUGCUAAUUCUCCUGCUUUGGGCCAGGUUCUUCCCUUCUGCCAGCGGUCAUCCUCGAUUAACCCCACGUCCCCCCGUCAGUCCUGGCCUCUCGGCCACCGCCAAGCGAGCAAUAUUCCGCUGAUGCUUUUUGCUCUGCCACGGACACGUGGCCACGUCUCGCCUCGUCCCCUCAUCCUGCGAUGAACCCUGGCAUGUUCUGCAGUUUCGGUGCCUCGUGCGCCCGCCUUCUAAACUUUCCCCUCCAGCUUUCUGAGCUGGUGACAAACUCCUGGAGGUUUGAUUGCUGGGAAAAUUGCUUUCGUUUGCAAGGCAGUAGCCGAUGGAAUGGUUGCUGCUAAUCCUUGUUUUCUGCAGGAAGUGCCUCGAUUCCCCCCUCCGGCGCUAUCUUGUGUUUUGCCUCAUCCCUGGGUUUGCAAGUUGCGAGGGAAAAUACGUCCACUCCAGGGCCUGCAGGCUGGGAAGGGGUUGCUUUGCUUGAUUGCAUCACAACAGUGUGCGCGCGCUGGCCAAGUGGCGGGAAACUCCCUCGGCCUCUCUCCAAGGUCUUACAGGAAGGCUGCGGCCGAGCUGGAAAAGGGAUGCCACACUCCCAUAUCCUAGGGUCAAGCCUUAACCUAACCUCUAGGGGGUGCCGGAAGUAAGGGGGGGGAGAAGGGUAGAGCAUGGCUCCAUCCCAUAAUACUCUGGGCAACCUAGUUAACCCUAUCACGACCGCAAAAGGACAUUUGUACUGAUGUCGCUGGGUCCAUGCUGGUCCACUUGAAUUGGCUCGGGACGCCUUUCUGACACAGACCAGGGCUAAGACAGACAGACGAGGGCACAGAUCCAGUCUUUGUUUCCUCGGCAGGUCACCUUUCGACGCGCCCUCUGAUCUGCACAGGGGCCAAUUUUUUUCUAUUUAUUUAUUUUUUGAUGCUGUCUUGCGACCUGGCCUUCUUUGGGACCCAAACCGCUGCUUUCUCAACAGCUGUUGCGUGAGUCACCAAGUGGAGGGUUGGAGCUUUCAGCGGGUCAGGACAGUCCGUGCUGAGCUCCCAAAUCUUCCAAAACGGGCGGCUGAUUUUGAAUGACUGGGUGCACGGCCCAGGACUCCUGGGUUCCAUUCCCAGCUCUGGGAGGGAGUGGGAUGGAGUGGUUAGAGCAGGGGGACUGGGUGUCAGGACUCCUGGGUUCCAUUCCCAGCUCUGGGAGGGAGUGGGAUGGAGUGGUUAGAGCCGGGGGAGCAGCGGGGUGGGGCUCCUGGGUGCUAUUUAUGGCUCUGGGAGAGGAGUGGUGUCUAGUAGUUAGAGGACAGGAACAGGGUGUCAGGACUCCUGGGUUCUCUUCCUGGCUCUGGGCAGAAGGGAGUAGUCUAGUGGUUAAAGCAGGGGAAUGUGUCGAUUCUAAGGCCCAAUGGGGCAUUGUGAUUGUCACGGUUCGUUGUCUGACCGCAGAGAGACAGGCAACAUGAUCAUCUAGUCUGACCUAUAACACAGGCCAGACAAUGGCCCCAAAACACUUCCCAGAACAGAUCUAGAAAAACAUCCCGGCUUGAUUUUAAACGCGCCUGGAGAAUCCACCAGACUCCGGUGGGUAAUUACUCUCACCGCUAGCACUGGGCAGCCAGGAUGCCUGGGUCCCAGGCUGGGUUGGUUAAAGCCAAGGGGAGCUGAGAGUGCUCAAGGCUUCCGAAAAUCUAGCCCAGGUUGGGCACCCAAAAGGAGUGGCUGGUUUUACUAAACUGUCGGGUGGAUUCUAGGCAGUCUAAUUCCCUGCGUUAGCCCCGGGCCUGCCUUCUUCCUAUACACCCCCCUCAGCUGCGUAGCGCUGCCUGUAGUGACACAACACGGUUAAAUAAACCCACAGUGCAGA
Molecule: messenger RNA, 5478 nt
Organism: Malaclemys terrapin pileata
Lineage: Eukaryota; Metazoa; Chordata; Testudines; Emydidae
Product: cytoglobin-1-like
Exons: 6
Coding region: 182-850 (222 amino acids)
Molecular function (GO): heme binding; oxygen binding
Source: RefSeq, a predicted model, not a curated record